Molecule: messenger RNA, 333 nt
Organism: Eimeria acervulina
Lineage: Eukaryota; Apicomplexa; Conoidasida; Eucoccidiorida; Eimeriidae
Exons: 2
Coding region: 1-333 (110 amino acids)
Biological process (GO): proton motive force-driven ATP synthesis
Molecular function (GO): proton-transporting ATP synthase activity, rotational mechanism
Source: RefSeq, a predicted model, not a curated record
AUGGCCUGGAGGGCCUGCGGCAUCAGCUAUGUCCGAUACGCCGCCGAAAUGGCGGAGCUACUAAGGAAGCCAAAGAUUCGAUUACCUGGUGGUGAGGCUGCAGCAGCAGCUGCAGCAGGAGCAGUUGCACCGGCAGAAGCAGUGGCAGUAGCAACUGCAGCAACAGCUGCAGGAGCAGCGGCAGUUGCAGCAGCAGAAGCAGCUUCAGCUGCAGGAGCAGCUGCAGCAACAGGAAUAGCUGCAGUAGCAGGGGAAGAUGCAGUAGCAGGAGCUGCAGUGGCAGCUGCAGCAGCAGGCGCAGCUGGUGCAGCAGAAGCAGCUGCAGCACAAUGA